Arvicola amphibius (Eurasian water vole) is the source of this 953-nucleotide messenger RNA. RefSeq names its product nucleolar protein 7 (gene Nol7). Gene Ontology annotation, cellular component: nucleus. The coding region runs from base 39 to 803 and encodes 254 amino acids. The record is from RefSeq and is a predicted model, not a curated record. NCBI's taxonomy places the organism in Eukaryota, Metazoa, Chordata, Mammalia, Rodentia, Cricetidae. The transcript has 8 exons. Gene Ontology annotation, molecular function: RNA binding.
UCCGGGUCAAGGGUCAGACAGCCGUCUUCCCGUUGGCCAUGGUGCAGCUCCGGCCGCGUCCGUCGCGAGUCCCCGCGCCGGCGGAGGCGAUGGUGGACGAGGACCAACCGGCCUCGGAGGAGGAAGAGGCGGAGCAUGGCCUGCUCCUCGGGCAGCCCAGCAGCGGCGCCGCCGCCGAGCCGCUGGACGAGGACGAGGACGGGGACGACGAAGCCCCCGAGGAACUGACUUUCGCCCAUGCUCAGGCGGAAGCUAGGGAGGAGGAGCUGCGCGUGCGUGAGAGUGCACGGAGGGAUAAAACGCUGCUGAAGGAGAAGAGGAAGCGGCGCGAGGAGCUGUUCAUCGAACAGAAGAAAAGAAAGCUGCUUCCAGAUGCUAUUUUACAGCAACUAACUACAGCUUCAGAGGCUGACCUAAAGAAAUCACCAGGAAACGUAAAAGUUAAUUCGAAAAAGAAAGAUGAACAUAUUGCAAAAGAAAGAAACUCCAAGAAAGCUAAAAUACAAAAAGUACAGUCCGACAGUCAGACUAAAAGCUACUUGGCUGUAAGGCUAAAAGAUCAAGAUCUGAGAGAUUCAAGGCAAGAAGCAGCCAAACAUUUUAUCCACAAUUGUUUAUAUGGUUCAGAAUCCAAGAGGACUACUGUGAACAAGUUCCUGUCCCUGAACAACAAGAGGCUACCAGUGAAAAAAGCUGCAGCCCAGUUUCUCAACAGCACAUGGGGUGCUAAGAAACAACAAAAUGCCAAGAGGUUUAAAAAACGCUGGAUGGCCAAAAAGAUGAAAAAGAAAAGUUAUAAGUGAAAUGAAAUAAAGCUAAAUGAUGAUGAUUUAUAUGUAUAGAAUUUAAGGUUAUUUGGUAUGGUGAACACUGAUUUUUCAAAAUCUAGUCAUUCAUAAAUCAUUGUAAAGGAUCAUUACGAAAAAAAACCAUAAACCUUUUUGUCUGGGAAA